Sabethes cyaneus is the source of this 1937-nucleotide messenger RNA. RefSeq names its product estradiol 17-beta-dehydrogenase 11. The record is from RefSeq and is a predicted model, not a curated record. Gene Ontology annotation, molecular function: oxidoreductase activity, acting on the CH-OH group of donors, NAD or NADP as acceptor. Gene Ontology annotation, cellular component: lipid droplet. The transcript has 5 exons. The coding region runs from base 507 to 1481 and encodes 324 amino acids. Lineage: Eukaryota; Metazoa; Arthropoda; Insecta; Diptera; Culicidae.
UCUUCCAGCGAUCGGUCGAGUCGACUCGCUUGUUCGGUGUGUUGUAUUUUGUCCCGCAAGGCGACUUAUUCGAAGAAAGUCGACAAGACGGGUACCUCCAUAACUGUUUCGUGUUCCGAAUCCGUACAUACGUGCUGUGCUAUGUGCUUUCUCUGUUUGAUUCACUGGUUUGCUUUAUCGGUGGUUUAUUAAAAGAAGACAAACGAAGCCGGAGGAAUAGGUAUAUUGGUGGUCGUGAUUGCUGACUCAACCAUCACGAUUGCGCGGAAAGGUGCUGAAUGCAAGAGCAAGAAGUGAAAAAAAGAAAGUGAUCAACCCGUUGAAUGUGUUUAUAUCUUAUUCGUGGAUUUUGCGGUGUUUAGUUCAGGAAGUUGCUUCUAUUGGAUGCUACAAGUGAAUGAAAUUUGCAUCUUUUGACAGAAGUGAAACACAAAUCUGCCACGGUGAAACUGGUGCAUUUGGACCGUUUUUCUACCCAGAUAAACCAACAAGGAAGCAAGCACAAAAUGGUACUCCAGAUGGACAACAUGCUCUAUGAGAAUCCGUUGGAUCACUUCCUUACACUAAUCGUGGAUUUCAUCAUUUUCUUCUUCAAAUCAAUCUUCUACACGCUCGAAACCUGCCUCUUGACCUGCAUUCCGUACCGCUUUAGGAAACAUAAGGAUGUCGCUGGUGAAGUUGUACUAAUCACCGGUGGAGGUGGUGGCGUUGGACGUCAUCUGGCGAUGAACUUUGCACGGCUGAGAUCAAGAGUGGUGAUUUGGGAUAUUAACAAAGAUGCGCUAAAAGGCACCGCCGAUGAGCUGGCAUCCGAAGGGUACUACUGUCAUACCUACCUGGUGGACAUUUCCGAUCGGGAGCAGGUGUACGAGGUAGCGAAAAAGGUCAAAGAAGAAGUCGGUGACGUAAACAUUUUAGUGAACAAUGCCGGAAUCGUCGCCUGUAGAACGUUGUGGGAUCUGUCGGACAAAGCCAUCGAGAGUACUUAUGCGGUUAACAUUCUUUCACAUUAUUGGACUACAAAAGCCUUUUUGCCGGAGAUGAUGAAAUCCAACAAGGGACAUAUUGUGACAGUAGGAUCUGUUGCCGGUUUGCUUGGAACCUAUGGUUGUACGGAUUACAGUGCCACCAAAUUCGCUUGCGUCGGAUUCCAUGAAGCACUAUUCACCGAAUUGAGGACCCACGGUUACGACAAAAUCCACCUGACGUUGGUCUGCCCGUAUUACAUCAACACCGGAAUGUUUGCCGGAUGCAAACCCCGUCUGCUACCUAUGCUGGAGCCUAAAUACGUUGCCGAUAGUAUGGUCAAAUCGAUUCUAAAGAACGAAGUCAACUGCACCUUGCCAGAUAACGUACGCAUGUUCCUGCCCCUCAAAUGCCUGCUACCAGCUAAGGUGUGCUGGGAGAUGAUGUACCGUAUCAUGAAAGGUCCCCAGACGAUGAUGGGCUUCCGUGGUAGGGGUAAAGCCACUGCUGGCUAAAAUGUGGCACUUUUACCAAAAGGAAUUUCUUGCAUUACUGAAUAGUUCGCUAGUUUAAUAAGAUAACCGUUUCUAUUGAUUUAUCACCAUGUCGAGUUCAAUAGUAUCUUACUGAUUUAUAUUUCUAAAAACUAAUUUAUAGCAAUAAGCAAACUUUGAAACUGUAUUUUUUGUUGUAUAACGCCUUGUGCAACAGCUUUUUGUUGUUAUAAUAUAUAAACGAUGUUUCUUCGGAACGUUUUGAAAUGACUCAAAAUGUGCUACUGGUAACGUUGUGUGCUAAAUGACUAGAAAAGGUCAUAAAAGUAAUCCAAACCCUGACCCAAUUCCCACAGUGAUAUUCCAGUACCCAACUCGCGAGCCAGUUUCAGCCGUGCAUUGAUGGAAUACAGUGUUGGGUAAAAUACCAUGUGACGACCAGUCGAUGUUCUGAAAAGUAAUAAAUAAAAGAUUUAC